GACGGCUCUGGCUCCGUCCUGAGAAUCCAGCCCUUGCGCACUCCUCGGGAUGAAGCCAUUUACGAAUGCGUGGCCUCUAACAGUGUUGGAGAGAUUAGCGCCACAACGCGCCUCACCGUCUUACGUGAGGACCAGCUUCCUUCAGGAUUCCCCACUAUAGACAUGGGUCCUCAGCUGAAGGUUGUGGAGCGAACGCGCACCGCCACCAUGCUGUGUGCCGCGAGCGGGAACCCUGACCCUGACAUCUCCUGGUUUAAAGAUUUCCUCCCUGUUAACACCAGCAACAACAAUGGCAGAAUCAAACAGCUCCGAUCAGAGUCCUUUGGUGGUACUCCAAUACGAGGAGCACUGCAGAUCGAACAGAGCGAGGAGUCUGACCAAGGAAAGUACGAGUGUGUCGCGACUAAUAAUGACGGCACCCGCUACUCAGCUCCUGCAAACUUAUAUGUUCGAGAGCUGCGAGAAGUUCGCCGGGUUCCACCACGUUUCUCGAUACCGCCCACGGAUAGCGAGAUCAUGCCAGGGGGCAGUGUGAACAUCACCUGUGUGGCAGUGGGCUCACCCAUGCCUUAUGUGAAAUGGAUGCUGGGCUCGGAGGACUUGACCCCGGAGGAUGACAUGCCCAUUGGGCGAAACGUCCUGGAGCUCACGAAUGUUUACCAGUCAGCCAACUACACCUGCGUAGCCAUGUCCACGCUGGGUGUCAUCGAAGCAGUGGCACAGAUUACAGUCAAAGCCCUUCCCAAGCCACCAGGUGUUCCUGUGGUAACAGAACGCACAGCAACCAGCAUCACCCUCACAUGGGACUCUGGGAACCCGGAGCCAGUUUCCUAUUACAUCAUUCAACACAAAUCAAAAUAUUCAGAAGACUCCUAUAAAGAGAUUGAUGGUGUAGCCACCACUCGCUACAGUGUGGGGGGCCUGAGUCCAUACUCCGACUAUGAAUUCCGUGUGCUCGCGGUGAACAACAUCGGUCGUGGACCCUCAAGCGAAGCAAUAGAGGCCAAAACGGCUGAGCAGGCACCCAGCACAGCUCCUCGCCAAGUCCGAGGCCGUAUGCUAAGUGCUACAACAGCUAUUAUCCACUGGGAAGAACCCGAGGAGGCUAACGGUCAGAUCAUGGGCUACAGGGUGUACUACACCAUGGAUCCAAGUCAGCACGUCAAUCAGUGGGAAAAACAGAUUGUUCGGAAUGCUAACUUUCUAACUAUUCAAGGCUUGACACCUAAUAAGACUUAUUAUAUCAAGGUUUUGGCAUACACAUCUGUAGGAGAUGGACCUCUCUCCUCUGACCUGCAGAUCAUAGCCAAAACUGGAGUUCCAUCUCAGCCGACAGACUUCAAAGCUGAAGCCAAAUCUGAGACGAGUAUCCUGUUGUCAUGGGUCGCUCCUCCACAGAGCGGACAGGACAGUCAAAUCACUGGAUACGAACUACUUUACAAGAGAAAAGACGAGAAGGAGGAGAAACGUGUGAGCUUCGAACCCACCACCACCUACCUCCUGAAGGAUCUGAGACCCUUCACCACAUAUACGUUCCAGCUGGCAGCUCGGAGCAAGCAUGGCACUGGUGCCUACACCAAUGAGAUCUCAGCAGAAACACCUCAGACACAGCCCUCAGCCCCACCUAAGGAAGUUACAUGUUUUAGCUCUAGUUCUACCAGUAUCCUGGUAAGUUGGAAGCCACCUCCUGUGGAGCACCAGAAUGGGAUCAUUACCAAAUACACCAUUCAGUACGCUGCUACAGAGGGGGAAGACACCUCAUUAAAGGAGAUCAAGGAAAUUCUGCCAGAAAAGUCACAAUACCUUCUGGAAAACUUGGAAAAAUGGACGGAAUACCGUGUGACAGUUACGGCUCAUACAGAUGUUGGAGAAGGGCCGGAAAGCCUACCGCAACUCAUCCGUACAGAGGAGGAUGUUCCCAGUGGCCCACCUCGUAAAGUUGAGGUGGAGGCUGUCAACUCCUCGUCUGUUAAAGUGCUGUGGCGAUCGCCGGUGCUCAACAGACAUCACGGGCAAAUUCGUGGCUACCAGGUGCAUUAUAUCAGGAUGCUUAAUGGGGAACCAGUGGGCCAUUCUGCCAUCAAGGACAUCUUGAUUGAUGAUGCUCAGUGGGAGUAUGAUGAUUCAACUGAAUAUGAAAUGAUCCUGACAGAUUUGCAGGCAGAGACCACUUAUUCAGUUACAGUGGCUGCCUAUACGACAAAAGGCGAUGGAGCUCGCAGUAAGCCCAAAGUGGUCACGACCAUGGGUGCAGUCCCAGAAAAGCCUCGGCUGAUGGUCAGUCCCACUAACAUGGGCACAGCUUUGCUCCAAUGGCACCCUCCCCCAAAUACACAUGGGCCACUCCAGGGCUACCGGCUCCGCUUUGGACGCAAAGAUGUAGAGCCCCUGACAGUCAUUGAAUUCUCAGAGCGAGAGAACCACUACACCACUAAAGAAAUUCACAAGGGAGCAUCCUAUAUUUUCCGCCUAUCAGCUCGCAACAAGGUGGGCUUUGGCGAGGAAACGUUUAAAGAGAUUACAACCCCUGAGGACAAACCCUCUGGCUUCCCACAAGGUAUCAUGGCUGAAAGCGCCACUACAACUACCAUUCAGGUCACCUGGCAGCCCAUGUUACUGGCAGAGCGCAAUGGCAUUAUUAUCAAAUAUGCCCUUCAAUACAAAGACAUCAAUAGUCCUAGAAGUCCAUCUGAGCUGUUCAUCACUGCCCCUGAGUCCACCGUGAACCUGGAUGGUCUUAGAGCCGACACUACUUAUGAUAUCAAAAUGUGUGCCUUCACCAGCAAGGGUCCUGGGCCUUAUAGCCCUAGCAUCCAGUUCAGAACUCAACCACUUGAUCAAGCAGUGUUUGCAAAAAAUUUUCAUGUGAAAGCUGCCAUGAAGACCUCAGUGCUGCUUACAUGGGAGAUUCCAGACAACUACAAUCCUGCACAACCAUUCACAAUUCUGUAUGAUAAUGGCCAGAGUGUAGAGGUGGAUGGGAAACUGACCCAGAAGUUGAUUACAAAUCUGCAGCCAGAAACACAAUACUCUUUCCUCCUGACAAACCGGGGGAACAGUGCCGGCGGUCUGCAGCACCGCGUCUCCACCAUGACUGCCCCGGACAUCCUGCGCACCAAACCGUACUUAAUCGGCAAGACCAACUCAGACGGCAUGGUCACUGUGGAAAUGCCCUCUGUACAUACCACUGAGAAAGUCAGGGGAUACUACAUUGUGGUGGUUCCUCUGAAGAAACAGCGCCCUGGGAAGUUUAUCAAACCCUGGGACAGCCCAGACGAGAUGAACCUGGAGGAGCUUCUGAGAGAGAUAAACCGGACGAGUGGAGGUGUGCGUUUCCGAAGGCAGGCCGAGCUUAAACCCUACAUUGCGGCGUUCUUCAAAGAGCUGCCUACCGAGUUCACGCUCGGAGACAACAAGAUAUACGGAGACUUUGAGAACAAGCAGCUGCUCAACGGACAUGAAUACAUCUUCUUUGUUCUUGCCGUGUUGGAGAUCUCCGAAAAUACCAUGUACGCCACGAGUCCGUACUCUGACCCGGUGGUUUUGGCUGAUAUUGACCCCCAGCCUAUCAUCGAUGAAGAGGAAGGCCUAAUCUGGGUCGUGGGUCCUGUCCUGGCUGUAGUCUUCAUCAUCUGCAUAGUCAUUGCUAUUCUCCUGUACAAAAGGAAAAGAGCCGAGUCAGAGGCUAGGAAAGGCAGUUUACCCAACAGUAAGGAAAUGCCGUCCCAUCAUCCAACAGAUCCAGUGGAGCUACGACGUCUUAACUUCCAAACUCCUGGUUCCGGUGCCUCCGGUUACCCCAGUAACCUCCAUCUGUCAAGUAUGGCGAACCACCCGCCGAUUCCCAUCAUGGAAUUAGCAGACCACCUGGAGAGACUCAAAGCUAAUGACAACCUGAAGUUCUCACAAGAAUAUGAGUCUAUAGAUCCAGGCCAGCAGUUCACAUGGGAGCACUCGAACCUGGAGGUGAACAAAGCCAAGAACCGAUAUGCCAAUGUCAUCGCCUACGACCACUCCAGAGUGCUGCUCUCCUCCAUCGACGGCAUUCCAGGGAGUGACUACAUCAACGCCAACUACAUUGACGGGUACAGAAAGCAGAACGCGUACAUCGCCACUCAGGGCUCGCUGCCCGAGACCUUCGGAGAAUUCUGGAGGAUGAUCUGGGAGCAGCGCAGUGCUAACAUCGUAAUGAUGACCAAGCUGGAGGAGCGCUCAAGGGUGAAGUGUGACCAGUACUGGCCCAACAGGGGGUCAGAAACAUACGGCCUGAUCCAGGUGACGCUGCUGGACACAGUGGAACUGGCCACCUACUGCGUCAGGACCUUCGCACUGUAUAAAAGUGGCUGUAGUGAGAAGAGGGAAGUGAGACAGUUCCAGUUUACAGCGUGGCCUGAUCAUGGUGUUCCUGAACACCCCACACCAUUCCUGGCCUUCCUGCGCAGGGUUAAAGCCUGUAACCCCCCAGACGCAGGGCCGAUGGUGGUGCACUGCAGCGCCGGCGUGGGUCGAACAGGCUGCUUCAUCGUGAUCGACGCCAUGUUGGAGCGGAUCAAGCACGAGAAGACGGUGGACAUUUACGGCCACGUGACGCUGAUGCGCGCACAGAGAAACUACAUGGUGCAGACAGAGGACCAGUACGUGUUCAUCCACGAUGCUCUGCUGGAGGCCGUGACCUGCGGCAACACGGAGGUCCCUGCUCGCAACCUUUACGCCUACAUCCAGAAACUCACUCACAUCGAGACGGGAGAGAACGUCACGGGCAUGGAGCUGGAGUUUAAGCGUUUGGCCAACACAAAGGCUCACACGUCACGCUUCAUCAGUGCCAACCUGCCCUGCAACAAGUUCAAGAAUCGACUGGUCAACAUCAUGCCAUACGAGUCAACACGAGUAUGUCUGCAGCCCAUCAGAGGCGUGGAGGGAUCCGAUUACAUCAACGCCAGCUUCAUCGAUGGAUACCGGCAGCAGAAGGCUUACAUCGCCACACAGGGCCCUUUGGCUGAGACCACAGAAGAUUUCUGGAGGAUGCUGUGGGAGCACAACUCCACCAUUGUGGUGAUGCUUACUAAACUCAGAGAGAUGGGCAGGGAAAAAUGCCAUCAGUACUGGCCAGCAGAGCGCUCUGCCCGGUAUCAGUACUUCGUAGUGGACCCCAUGGCCGAGUACAACAUGCCUCAGUACAUCCUACGAGAGUUUAAAGUCACCGACGCCAGGGACGGUCAGUCCCGGACGGUGCGACAGUUCCAGUUCACGGACUGGCCCGAGCAGGGCGUGCCCAAAUCAGGAGAGGGAUUUAUCGACUUCAUCGGCCAAGUGCACAAAACAAAGGAGCAGUUCGGCCAGGAUGGACCAAUCACAGUGCACUGCAGCGCGGGUGUCGGGAGGACAGGAGUCUUCAUCACUCUCAGUAUUGUUCUGGAGAGGAUGAGGUAUGAAGGAGUAGUGGACAUCUUUCAGACGGUCAAGAUGCUGAGGACACAGAGACCAGCCAUGGUACAGACAGAGGAUCAAUACCAGUUCUGCUACCGUGCUGGUUUGGAAUAUCUGGGAAGCUUCGAUCACUAUGCAACGUAAGAGCCUGCUUCACCCCCGAGGAGAGCCGAAGGCCGUCCAGAGGUCACUUCUUCUGAGCCAUAAAAUUCCUGAUUGUGAAAAGUACUUCUUAAAACUCCUAGUCCAAGACAUGAUUCGUUUGUUGGGUGUGGAAAAAAAAAAAAAAAAAAAAAAAAAAGCAAAACAAAAGACAAACAUAUGAAAUACCAGGUGGACCAAGACCCCCCCCCCCCCCAUCCUUUCCCCCCUUUCCCUCCAAAGUCCAAUAACUUCCCACUCCCGAAUUGCAGACGUGGAUUCCGAACUGCCGAAGCAUCACGCUGCUUCCAAGGAUACGUCUCGGAUUGACGAAAACAAAUAAUAAACAAAACAAAAAAAAAAAAACUAAGACAAAACAAAACCAGACAACAACAAGGUACUGCAUUAAAACGAACAAGUCGUCGUGGACCGCGUUGUAAAGAGACAAACGAUUAACGAGGAGGGACGUCUCAUCUCAUCGACGGAGAAAAGAAUCGAUCGGUGAAGAAAAAAAAUAAAUAACGAAACACAAACGGACGUAUGUAAUAGUAAUAAUAAAACCCCUAUCUUGUCCCAAUGUUUGUCCUUCAGUUAGGGGGAGUGUACAAACACCAGACGAAUAAAGAAGUUAUUGAUUUAGUUUUUUAGUACUUUAUUACUCGACUGAGCGGUAAUUCAUUUUGAAACUAUGUGAAUUUUUUUCUUUUUCUUUAUUUUUUUUUUUUUAAAUACAGGUAAUCACUCAACGUUAGUCCGACCCGAGUAUUAUCUCACUCUCUUUCCAUUCAUGUUAUUAUUAUUUUUUUUUAAACUGUUUUAAUGUAUACGCGUAUACCUGUACAUCUUCUGUUUUGUUUUUCCCUCCUUCUCUAUAUUUUUGUUAUUGUUGUUGUUGUUGUUUUUGUCAUAUAUGGCACUUGCUGUGGUCCUGUAUUAACUCUGACUGAAUGGUAGACUUUGAUACAGGCUAUUAUCUGUCCAUGGUCACAUACACAACCGUCUAUAGUUCGUAUUUUUCGGGGACUCCGUGGAAUCAAAAGGGGAGGCACAGUAUGAAGUUGCUGCUACAGAAUAUCUUAGUUCUUCCAUGUUUAACAGACGAGCCUCCAAAACGAGAGAGAGAGAGAGUAAAAUAUCUAUCGUUAUAAAUAUAGAAAUAUAUAUAAACAGAAUAAAGACAGCAGCUCAUAUAGGAAUAUAUAAUGUAUAUAUAAUAAUGAAAGAUUUAUUAGAGAAUUAUUAAUAAUGUACAAAAAGAUAUCAUAAAUAUAUAAGUAUGAAUAUAUACGUAUAGGAGAGAGAUAAAAUGCUACAUGAAAGUUUCCACAAUGAAAUUUUGUCCUUUUUUGAAGGGGAAAUGAAGAGAUCGUUCACUGGAAUGCACAUCGGUAGAUAAAAACGAAAUCGUAUUUCAAUUCAGUGCAUCUUUUCUUGUGCAAUAAAUAGGUGUAUUAUAGAUUCUUAUAUAUAGAGUCAGGUCGGGGGAGGGAUCGGGGCUGGGACGGGGACCGGUGUAAGUCGUGAUGCCCGGAUGCAUUUCAUGUACACGUCUCUCUCAUCGAGGUCAAAGGUCAAAGUGGCGAAGCGGUGCCGCAGUCAUCUCAUUAUAUAUAUAGGGCAAAGACAUCAUUAUUAUUUGAUUUGAUUUGAUUUGAUUUUUUUCCGUUUUUUGCAUUUAGAGUGCCUUAUAUUUAUGCCUGUUCUCUUUUUUAUAAAUACUAUUCAUUUAACAUGUACUGUUUUGAGUAGUCCAGUAUUUAUCUAUCAUAUUAUCACUCAUUUUAAUUUCCAUUAUCUGAGAUUAUAUAUGCAAAUAAUGUCCAUCGGUCCUGUUUUAUUUUCGGAGGCCUUAAUCCGGCUCAGCGAACGAACGAACGAACGAAUCAAAAGUGAAUCAGUACGUUUGAAUCACUACGUGACCGUCGUGUAUUCUGCUCCGUACACGCAGCUUAGUCGCAGCAGCAGGAAGUCAGACGUGUGGUUGUUUUGUUUUGUUUUUUUUUAAAUGACGAGCUGUUUUUUGUUCUCGCUAGUUCCGUUUGUCCGAAGACGAAACCCUGACAAUGAACCGAUUCGGGACGGACUCUUGUAGACUCAAACCAAAAUGGGAACCUUUCUGUCUUUUUAUCACAUACAGGACAUUAUGAAACGAGGGAAAAUUUGCUAACUAGAAAAAAAAUCAAGAAUGAAAGGAAGAAAGAAAUUUGUCAGAUACUUGUCAGUGGUGAGGGUUGGGGUUAAUGCUCCUAAGUUUCAUCCGAUUUCUUUGCUGUGAGAUGAACUGAGCUAGCUUCGUUAAUCUCGACAAUCUUGUAAAUUACUAAGCGAUGGACCUGCGACCGUCUUUUUCUCGUCUGACACACGGGACAUGAUAUUCGAGCAUUUUAUUUUUCUUUAUCUUCGGGCUUGUGGAUGUGCAUUCCAGGUGCUUUCUUUCCCUUGUCUCAUUUCAAACCGUAUUUUUUUUGUUUGUUUGUUUGCUUGUUUGUUUGUCGUUUAAAUCUUUCGCAUCGUCGUGACAGCCACCAAGCUACAAAGUGCUAUUAUUUAGCUUUACAUCCAUGUCAGCGCCACCUAGUGAUCAUCGAUAAGUAUUUUCACUGACGUCUGUGUUCAAAAAGAUUUUUUUUCUUUUUUUUUCAUCUUCAACCUUAUUUCAAUAUGCAUGGGAAGCUUCUCAGAUGGCCGACGGAGGCCUGGUAGGAAGAAUUGCACUUUCUCUAUCUUUGUACUAUGCACUGCCCUAUUGAUUCUAUACCCAAUAAUGUAUUACUUGAAAGCAUCUGUAAGAAAUUCUCCUUCAGCGUUCAUGUUGUGUGUAUGUAAAUAACACAAACUGGUGGGGUUUGGGGGGGGGGGGAAUGAGGUGUCAAAUUUAAAUUGUCUGUGGCAAAAAAAAAGAAAAAAAAAAAGAAACUACAAAACAAUGCCAUCCUUUCUGGUGCCAUGGGAUCUUCAGCAGGAGAUUUAUUUUAUUUUUGUUUUUUUUGACCCCCUCAUAGGUUUUUUCAAGACCAGUGUCAUAAACGAAAUCAACAUGGUGUUCUCUGCACUCUCUCUCUCUCUCUCUCUCUCUCUCUCUCUCUCUCUCUCUCUCUCUCUCUCUCUCUCUCUCUCUCUGUCUAUUUCACGUCUGGAUGCAUAGAUUGAAAUUAAUGAAUUCAACUGUAAAAGAAAAAAAAAGGCUUGUUAAAAGAAUCAUAAAAAAAAUUACCUCUGA
Molecule: messenger RNA, 8788 nt
Organism: Tachysurus fulvidraco (yellow catfish)
Lineage: Eukaryota; Metazoa; Chordata; Actinopteri; Siluriformes; Bagridae
Product: receptor-type tyrosine-protein phosphatase delta-like
Exons: 34
Coding region: 163-5571 (1802 amino acids)
Biological process (GO): protein dephosphorylation
Molecular function (GO): protein binding; protein tyrosine phosphatase activity
Source: RefSeq, a predicted model, not a curated record